Mycetomoellerius zeteki is the source of this 1243-nucleotide messenger RNA. RefSeq lists its product as uncharacterized. The transcript is spliced from 4 exons. The record is from RefSeq and is a predicted model, not a curated record. Lineage: Eukaryota; Metazoa; Arthropoda; Insecta; Hymenoptera; Formicidae. Gene Ontology annotation, biological process: septate junction assembly. Gene Ontology annotation, cellular component: plasma membrane. The coding region runs from base 207 to 599 and encodes 130 amino acids.
GGACCAUAGCGUCUGUAUUCACUCGAUGCGUGAACACCAUGAUGUGAUGUAAAAGUCGGCGUGUUUCCGUCGAUCGUAAAAAUCGAGGCUAGCUGACGCGCCUGCACAAUGCGUGGUCGGUCUUCAGCAUCAGUCGUCGUUGAACCCUCGUCUCGCGAGCAUCUACGACCGUUCGGUGAAUCGAAAGCGUGAACACAUCAGACAAAAUGACUACAAUUACGAGGUUGUCGAUCAUAAAAUUCCUUGAGCUUCUCUUGGUUUGCAUCCUUAUUGGGUUGCACUACAACUCCUUCAAUGGAGGAGAUCAACCUACCGCGAUGAUAACUAUGGGCACCUUUGGAGGCUAUCUGAUUAUUCUGGUCGGCUUGUUUAUCGGCAGCGUGAUGGGAACGCCAGUGAACCGCCGCGUGGAUCUUUUCUUCUCACUCAUUGGAUGUGCUUUGUUCGUCACUGCGGGCGCACUUAACAUCGACUACUUCUCGAAGCUAUUACACAGAUCAUCAUUUCGCGAUACCGGCUUAGCCAAAGGCUCUCUCAGUAUUAUUGAGGGUGUCGUUUUCCUCGUGGACGCGUUCCUCACUUUUCGGGGGGAGAACUGAGAUUUGAGUCGCUUUUAAGUACAACGAGGGACUGCGCGGUCGGCAAUCGGUGUUAAUCACAUUCCGCGAUCGGCGGAAAUCUUUUCUAAUCUGUAAAGGAUUGGAUACUGCCAAAGAGUUUCCCAAAAGAAACUUUCUUUUCAGCGGGGUAGCCAAGUGUAGCCGAAUGCGCAUCAUACGCGCGGCGUCGCGAAGUGCCGCCAAUUUCUCUGAAUUAUGCGAAACACGAAGUUACGAAGCUUCGCGAAAUUCACUUGUGCCAUUUGUCUUGCACUUCGCACGAAGUGUCCGUUUCAUCGGGAUCAAUCCACCUUUCUUACACUUAACUUGUCAGGAUUCUGAUAUAAAAUUUUCAAAAAUUUAAUAAAGAUAAAAUAUACAAGACACUUUCUCUUAUUAAUAAAGAAAAAUUUCUGGGUUAUAUAUAUAUUUAAAUGGUCAUGCUUUUGAAUAUAAAUGCGACUUCGCGAUGAUAUUUAACCGAUGAUAGUACAAAACGUGCAGGGAUCAUGACAAUGAUACAUUCUUGCAUAUUAUGCAGCCUUGGCUAUAAGUAUAAAGCACCUUCAUUUUUGUUCCUUCACAAAAUGAUGGUAUUAAAUGCCAAUAAGGAAGACUAAUAAAACAUUAAAAUUAUUUAAAAA